AUGUGCCUUGACGAAGACACUGUUGUUUUAGCUGGACCCCAUUGGCCAUCGUAUGAUGCCGUACUUCGGGAAGCGCAGGGGCCCAGCCAAGAAAUUGUUCGCUAUACUGCAGAGGUGCAGUCUUACCCUGGUAAACUACUUCUGCUCCCAGAUAGGAAACAGGUGUAUCCACAGCACCCAUAUCAUUCCGAUCGCCAAUCUGAUAAGCAGUCCAAUACCGCGAUGGCAAAAAUGUAUAUGGGGAUUCACGCAUCUUGCGACAACAUUGCUAAUCGCGCAAUCUGGUCGCCGUUUAAUGUCUCUGUUGGCUCUACCUUGCAACUUUGGUUGACGCUCGAACGCCGCUGUGCCCGCUAUCUUGGUCAAAUACAGAGACAGCGACCGCAACCAAGGGACAUGAAUUAUGUCCCUCCUAUUCCAAACUCACCUCGCCAGCCAACCUCUCUCGGCUUUGAACGCUAUUACGUUCCCUAUCCCUGUAUCGAACAAUGCGGUGACGAAUGGGAAGGAUGGUGGGAUGAGGAACCCAUAGACAUCCCUGACUUGACCUCUAGACUCCUUGCAAAUCUCGAGCGACUGGACCAUAAUGUCGUUCAGACGUCUCUGGAGAUGUCGCCAGAGGAGCUCAAUGACUAUAUCUAUGACUUCUUUCAAGAUACUCAAACCUUUCCUAAAGGCGACACCAAAGUCUCUCAGUUUGUAUGGAGAGAGAUAUUCUUCCGAAUCCCUUUCCUCUGGGAUCUUGCCGCUGAGGCUGUGUAUAAUAAGACUGGCUCGGAUACAGAAGAAGUCGAGAAGUGGAACUGGGAAAAGCUCACUAGACAGGUUAUGAGCUCUCCACAUCCUGCACCUUCUGAUGCAGCCAGCUACAGGGAUGAGGGCAUAUGGAGUUAUGCCGAGGCUGGGCUGGAUGUUCCGGGUGGAUUUACCAACCGCCGACGAAUUUGGCAGAUUUUGGAGGACAUGCGCUGGGAAGACAUACAAGGUGAAGGCUACAUUUAG
This is a messenger RNA of Fusarium mangiferae, 1002 nucleotides long. RefSeq lists its product as uncharacterized. The transcript has 2 exons. The coding region runs from base 1 to 1002 and encodes 333 amino acids. NCBI's taxonomy places the organism in Eukaryota, Fungi, Ascomycota, Sordariomycetes, Hypocreales, Nectriaceae. The record is from RefSeq and is a predicted model, not a curated record.